AUGCAUUAUAAAAAAACAUCUAAUGGAGAUUAAUUUACAUUUCUAAAUAAUCGAGUGAAUGAAUUAAUGACCUAAGUGGAAAAAUUGGAGUUGAUUAUAUAAUAGUAAAAGAAAGAAAUCAGUUAUUUAGUGACAGCUCCAUUAAAUGAUGAAAAUAAUUAUCUAAAAGAAAAAAUAAAACUCUUAGAAUAAGAGAAUACAUCUUAAAUGGAAUAUUAUGAAGAGAUAAUACUCUAACAUUAAAUGAGAAAUCAAGAAUAUGCAAUUAAAGUUAAAGAAGAACAAAAUUCAUUUCAAUUAUAAAUAGACUAAUUAGAAAUGAAAAUUCAAAUCAUCUUAGAACAUAAUGAUAAAUUAUAAGAAUAAAUUAAUUAGAGAGACAACAUAGAAUUAUAAUAAAAGUAUUCUAAACUUAUAUAAGAUCAUAAUCAAAUCUAAUCAAAUUUUGAAAUCUUGAAUAAAGACUAUCAAUUACUUAAAUAAGAAAAAGAUAAACAAGACUAAGAAUUAUGGUUAUUGAAAAAUUAAAAUGCAUAAUUAAAAACAUAAUCUAUAUAUCAAUAAGAAUAAUCAAAUCAAAAAGACCUAGAAUGCAGUUAAUUAGUAAAUGAAUUAAGUUACUUAUAAAAUUAACUGCAUACUUAAAUUUAAUAAAAUAAAGAUCUUAAAAAAUAUAAUGAUGAUAAAAGUGUAAUUAUUGAUUAAUUGACAAAGCAGCUAUUAGAAUUAAAUUAAUAUUUGAUUGAUCAUAAAUUUAUAUCAUAAUAAUAAUGA
Paramecium pentaurelia is the source of this 774-nucleotide messenger RNA. The record is from the annotation of a GenBank genome assembly. NCBI's taxonomy places the organism in Eukaryota, Ciliophora, Oligohymenophorea, Peniculida, Parameciidae.